This is a messenger RNA of Schistosoma turkestanicum, 4614 nucleotides long. NCBI's taxonomy places the organism in Eukaryota, Metazoa, Platyhelminthes, Trematoda, Strigeidida, Schistosomatidae. The record is from the annotation of a GenBank genome assembly.
GGUGAUUUAAGCAAUAACCUUGAGAGGUCACAGUUGGUAGUCCUCCCUGUCAGUGCCAGACACCACUAAUCUUAAUGAUAACCUUGAAGAAGUGCGAUGAUAACUUGUUAAGCUAGCAUUUCAUUUGCAUUACAUAAUAUAUCUUAACACCAUAUGCACUUAUAGUCGUUUAUGCCACUAUAAAAUUACGCAUAAAUAAUUUGCUUUAAUUCGUAAAGUCUUACUCUCCCAAAAAUUCAAAAUGUUCCCGUGUGCAUCUCAUGCUAGUGAUGAACCUAAACUGAAUAGUGGGUCUUCUGAUGAUAAGACAUCUUGGCUUCAAAGUUCAACAUACUCAGAACAGAAACUCACUGUCCAUGUUAAUGAAGCAGAAAAUACUCCCAAGGAAAAAGGAUCGAAGGCAGCUAAACGCCCAUAUUCUUCUAAAGACUAUAAAUUGGAAAAGAAACCAAAGGUUACAUCAGCCACUGUAUUUUUGGAAGAUGUCCCUGGAUUAGAUAUUAAUAAUGCUUAUAGAAUUGAUAGAUCUUGUAACAAAGAAAUUUAUAAACAUGGAUGUAUUUAUGAAAAACAUGUGUCACAAUUUAAACAGAAGAAUAAAACAAAAAUACUGGGGUUUAAAGAUUUAUAUUUAUAUGAUCUCCUUGGCUGUGAAAUAAAACGUAAACGCGGACUCAUAAAAAAGUCACGGUAUUUUAGUAAGUCAAGCAGAGCUAUCAUUCGGGCUCCUAGCACUGUCAUUAAACCAUCUGAUGCAGGUGGCAUGUCGACAGAUUUAAUUCCUUUCCCUGAAGAACUUAAUACUUCUUGCGUAUCAGCAAUGGAAACGCGAAAUGAUGAUAUUCUAAAUCUUUGUGAAGAACUUAACCGUCGGGUUUACGAUCGACCGGGUGACUUAAUUUCAUGGUUGAAUCUAAUUGAUAUGCAAGACAAAGGAGCUUCAUUUCUACAUAUUACAAACAUUGGUUGUGAACAGAAGCAGUCUUGUUUCGAUUUUAAACUCUCUAAAAGUGACAGACUUAUUAUAUUGAAGAAGCAGUUAUCAAUGGCUGACCGAGCUCUUACUGCUAAUCCUGGCAACCUAACAUUGAAGUUAUUCAUAAUUAAAACGAACGAACUGGUGGCCGAACUUGAAGCUCACGGCGCAUUGGAAUCUGGAUCCAAUAAAGAAGUUUGUCAAGCAGAUCAAAUUAAUCGGGAUUGGGCUCAGCUCGUAUUCACUUAUCCUCAGCUGGUACCCAUGUGGCGUGGGUAUACGGCGCAUCUUAUGGGUCGACAUUCAUCAUUGACUGUAAAUCAGGGAGUUGGAAAUGGAACAUUUUCACGCAUUGAUGGUGUUUAUAAGAGGGGCCUGUCAACACUAUCAGGUAUAAUAUCUGGAAGAAUAUUAUCACAUAAACCACAGCCAGAUACUGUGGAAAGAACAAUCGAUUACUUGGCUGAUUAUUGUCACUGGUUAGCUCAAGCAGGGCAUUCAGAACGAGCUUUAGCAGUAUGGCAAGCUGUUAUUGAAUUCAACUGUUUUCGACCUUCAGAAAUUGAACAAAGUUCAUUCGAUCAACGAAUUCUAGAAAUGGAAUUAUUCUGGUCAAGUGGUGUGCCUAGAUUUGGUCAACCGGGUUCACAACAUUGGAAUGGAUGGUUUAAAGCUCGAAACAAACGACUGGACAAAUCACGACUAAAGGAAUCAAAAUUAUCUAAAAGUCAUAAGAGAAGUCAUACUAUUUCACCAAUCAUCUCAGAAAUAACUCCAGACAUGUCAGUUGAAGAACUAAACUCAAAGUGGACUAGUGUAGCUGGAAAAUUAACCGCCAUUGCCAGCACUUGUGAAGACGCAUUAAUUAAUUGUUCCGGUGAAAGUGUUCCUGAUGAAUCUUACGAAAAUACCGGUCCAGAUGUUGUUCCAUCCAUUCUAUCGUCAGAAGUUGCAACUGAUCAGUGGGUUCGUCGUGGGAGUAUCCCUUCACUUGCUGGUCAUGGUUCAAUCGGAAAGAGUCGAGUCAUCUUAUAUCGUCGUGGAAAAGCUUGGGUUGGUUUAGAACGUGCUCGUGAAGCAGUUGGUUGGCUACCUUCAGACGUAUUAAACACGCAAGAUCAAAAAGACAUAGAAGAUGAAGAUCCCGAGAGAUUAGUUCUAUUUGAUGAUAUCAAACCAUGCCUAAUAGAUUUAUGGAAAUUUGAGGAAAAAUCUACAGCUGAUACUUCCCAAAGUCGAGCUCGUAGAGCAUUAUUUCAGCAGCGCCUGUUCUUAUUGUGCUUAGAGUUUCUUGGAGCAUACGAUCAUGAUAUAGCUAAAUCUCAUCAUUUUCCUAUAGAUAUUCGUCUUGUACAUGAUUUAGCAUCUGUUGGUAGCAUUCAGCGUCAAGGUUUAACACCAUUUCCAUCACAAUCAUGGAUGUCCAGUAAUUUAGAAACUACAUAUAAUCAGACUAAUAAUGACAAUAAUAAUAAUAAUAAUAAUCAAGAACAAUUGAAUACACCAUCUCAGUUAGCUAAUGAACAUCAAGAUGUUUGGGCACAAGCUCAUCGUUGUUUUAUUGAUGCUGCACUUACUCAAAUGAAUGAAAUCCCAUCAUGGUGGCCUACUGAACUUAAAGAAAGUUGGUGUACAACACUAAGUAAACUACGUUUUACAGUGGCGUCUGAGCGUCUUUCCAAUGCGAUUCAAACACAUCUAGUUAAUGUCAAGACUGCUAUAUCUAUUUGGCGCAGUUGUGGUAGAGCAAUCAUAUCCGAGGGCAAAAAUCAAAAAGAUUUAAACUUGUGGAGAGCUUAUGCAAAAGGGUUUUGGCAAAUAAGUCAAGAUUUACUCGUGACCGCCACCUUUCAAGAUGCGGAAAUUCCAAUUCAAGAGUCAAGACGUAUAUUCGACUCCGCUUUAAGCAUGUAUCCAAUACCGGAAGAUUUUGGGCCAUCAGUUGAUGAUAUGGAUAAGUUGAUUGAAUUUUAUCAAAUUGUAUAUACUCCGAGACUGAAACUUUUGCAAGAUUAUAUUGAUUUAGAAAUGGAUGUGUGCCCUGGAUCAGGUAGCUGCCAAAAAGGAUUCAAAGAAGAAAGUCGUGUAUUAUAUUUACUUACAUACCUUGCUCUCGGUGGUGUUUAUCAUUCGUAUGAACAAUCUGCUAGUGAAAUAUUACCAUCAGUUAUUGUGAAAACUAAUUUUCGUUUUGGUAAACGUAUUGAAGCUCUAUGGACAACAUUAGUUGGAUUGCCAGAAGAUCUAACGACUCAAAUGAAUAAUUAUCAAGUGUUUUUAGAUGGUCUACUUGGUACUGUCCCUAUCCUAUGUUAUUUAAAUUUAAUGUUUGAUCUUUUAACAACAGAUGAAAAGGCCUUAGACUCAUCACUUGCUAGUCUGCUGCCUAUUCUUGGACGAAUUGAUCGAUUAUGUAGUAAAUUCAUGUCAGUUAAUGUAGAUGAAUCUUAUCCUCUUAGUUCAAAAUCAAACAGUCGUUGUUCCGAAAGCACAAAUUCAUCUAACGAUGAUAAUGAUCUAGUUCCAACACCAUUACAAAAUCGAGUUUGUACCAAUAAAUUUAUUAAUUUGACAACUGGUGGUUUAUCUGCAUUUUGUGCUCUACGUCAACGUAAUCGACGUCCAAUUUUAAAAUAUUUCUUUCAAUUAAUAGUAAAACACAAUAAAUGUCAUUCAAAUGAUUUACUUAUGGAUUUAAUGUUUCCGUCACAGUUAAGUUAUCUUCUUCCAUCCAGAAUCUCUUUGGAUCAAAGAAAAUUACCCUUAUCUCUAAUGAAUGCGUCUUCAUGUCAUGGUUUAUUACCACCAUUAUUCUUAGCUUCUUUAAUUCAUCAAUUAAAUCAUUUGAGACAAAAUGUAGCAAAGUUAGCUGCUCAAUCUAUCGUGCAACAAACAUUGAAUAGUAUAUCACGUUCAAAUAUUCGACAAAGUCAACAACAAAAUACUAAUUUUUUUGAAGGAUUAAUUGGUGCAGAAGUUAAUGGCUUUAUCGGUCAUCAAUUAGAAUUAUGUUCUGCAUGUUUACCAAGUGUUUUAGAUCUGUUCAUAUUAAGUUUAGAAUUAGAACGAUGGACAAGCUUGAUUGCUGGUGUUACUUGUGAUUUCGGUCAAGGAAGGAAUUCUGUAAGUGAUCAACGUGUACGUAAUGCAUUUGAGAGAGCUGUACAAAUUAGUCCAUUUCUUACAUCAUUUGUAUCUCCUGAGGGGAAUUUGAUUCAUGUAGCGUUAGGCGCUAGUACGUCAUCAUUCUGGUCGGCGCAUUUACGUUUAGUUAUAUGGAGAGCUUAUAUGGCAUUUGGUUGGAUGGCUGGUCCGCCUCACACCUCUAAUACAUCUACUACAAUUAUUACAAAUAAUUUAGAUCCUCGUCAACGUCGUCAAGCUGUAAAAGCAGUUUUUUAUCGAGCUGUUGAAGAUGUCCCAUGGGCUAAAGUUCUGUAUACAGAUCUAGUUCGUUAUUGUCCAGAAGAUGUUGAAGAAGUUGUGGACUUAUUAUCAGAACGUGAAUUAAGAUUGAGAACACCGCUAGAAGAAGUUGAUCUGUUGUUAACUGCCAGACCUCAUGAAUAAAUUAAUCUUUUGUAUAUUAUAAUUAUUUCAAAUAAAAAAAUCAGAUGUUUUUAUAGUUUCUGUUUCUA